Molecule: messenger RNA, 1930 nt
Organism: Paramecium sonneborni
Lineage: Eukaryota; Ciliophora; Oligohymenophorea; Peniculida; Parameciidae
Source: the annotation of a GenBank genome assembly
AUGCGUGCCAUAAAUAUAGUUCUUUUUGGGAUACUUGGAGCUACUCUUUUAUAUUAUGUUUAUGAAUAAUCAUAAAUUGAUUCGACUCCUUUUGAUUUAUAAACAAUUCAGGAAAAGGAAUUGGAAGCAAGAUAGAAAAUGAGUGGAAAUAAAAACUAUUAAAUUCCUAAUUUCUUUUUUGUUACCCCAUGGUAUAUUUGAAAAUAAGAAUAGGAAUAAGGAUGGAUAUCAACUUACAAUAAAAUAUGCAUAAAAAAUAGAUAUGGUAAGCCCAGCAUGGUUUAGUAUUAAACAGAAUAAUGUUGUUGAUGGAAAAUAAAUUGUUAACGAAUAAUGGAUUUAAGAAAUAGUCUUAGCUAAUCCUUAAAUUGCUAUAAUUCCUAGAGUUUAAAUUGAAUUAUAGGAAAAAUCAUUUAUAUAACAAAUUAAUAAUCCAAAAUUAUUGGAAACAAUAAUCAAUUUAGUAGAACAAUAUUCUAAUAAAUUUCAUGGAAUAAUGAUUGAUACACCCUAUAUAUCAUACAUUGAUGCUUUUGAUGCUUAAGAUAUAGUUAAAUUUCUUUAAAAAUUAAAAGCAAAACUUGGUAACAAAAUGUUAGUAUUAACAUUAUACGGUAUCUACAAUCCAUAAUAAUACAAGCAUUCAACUUUAAGGAAAUUAUUCAAAGUAGCAGAUUACACUUUAAUAUAAACAUAUGAUUAUUAGAUUUAAGAAGAAGAUGAUCAUUUAUUAUCACCUUAUUUUUGGGUUCAAGAGAAUUUAGAACAUUUUUUGAUAUACAAUGAAAAGUUGCUAUUUGUAAUUAUUGAGUAAUAAUAUUUAGGGAAUUCCUUUUUAUGGAUUUAAAAAAACUUAGUAUGAAAAAACUCAUUUUAUAGGUAAAGAACUAUUGAAAUUAAAUGCAUCUAAUUUUAAAACAGAAUGGGAUAGAUCUUCUUAUGAGUGUAGAUACAAAAAUGAUAUUAUUUCUAUUUCUUAUCCAUGCCCUGAUUUUGUUAUUUAAAGACUUAAUUUAAUCAAAGAGUUUGGUAGAGGUUAUUUUGUUUGGGAAGGUGGAUAAGGUAUUGAACUGUUUUAUCAACUUUUAUGAAAUAUAAAUUAAUAAUAAAUGUAAAGAAAAAUGUUUAUUUAUAAUAAUAACAAUUUCAAAUUUAAAUGGAACGCAAUUUAUAAUCCUGUUUCUAACAAUUUUAAGUUAAGAGAAAUUAAAAUUUUUUUUAUAAAAAAUAUUUCAAUAAGAUAAUAUUAAUGAAAAAAAAUAGACUAAUAAAGAGAGAUUGGAUGAUGAUAAAUAAAGAUAGAAAUUUAUAACUUAAGCAUAUAAAUAUAAAUAUGUUGGAGUUCCAUAUCAUAAUAGAUAUCAUGAUGAAACAUCUCCUUAUUUCAAUGCCCUUUUGUAUUUAGAUUGUUCUGGGUUGAUAAGGUAGGUAUUUUAUGAUCUAAGAGAAUAUUUUGGAUUUACUUUAGGAAAAUGGAUUUAAGCUAAAAGCUUAUCAAUAUUAUUUACUUGAUAAAGAGAUUGAAUUUAAGAUUUAAAACCAGAAGAUUUAAUCUUUCUAUCUAGAGUUUAUUAUGAUAAAUCUUGUAGAGCUUUUUUAGCAUAAUAUAGAUCAUGUUGAAAUUUAUCUUGGACAAGAAAGAACUAUUGCUGCAAUAUGGUAAUAAGGUACAAUUCAAGAAUUUAAAACUUACUUGAAUCAUAAAAUUAUUAUGAUGUUAAAUAUGAUUUUAAAUCGUUACAACCAUGGUUAGAAGGAAACUGUGAAAGCUUUUGUAUUGAAUAUUCAUGGAGAGAUGAUAGAAAUAAAUGGGUUAGUAAUAAAAAUUCUGUUUUUGCUAAAAAUUUACAAUAAGUACCUACUGAUUUUAUACAAAAACAAAGAGUUUAUAAGAAUUAAUUAAAUCAUAUCUCAGAAAUAAGAAUUAUGA